Schistosoma turkestanicum is the source of this 4188-nucleotide messenger RNA. Lineage: Eukaryota; Metazoa; Platyhelminthes; Trematoda; Strigeidida; Schistosomatidae. The record is from the annotation of a GenBank genome assembly.
UUUAUAGGUAGCUUCGGUACUGUUUGUGGGACAAGCUACAAUCGCCCGGUUCUGAUCAUCGUUUUAUACAAUGAUUGGGAUAGAAGUAAAGGGACGUUUGAAUCAGUACGUAAAAGCUAUUCUACGUAACGUAGUUGACGAAAAUGUAAUUGUCUUCUACCCGGAAAAGAAUGAGGAAGAACAAGUUCCGAUCAAAAAUGUGCGACUACCCCCAAGUCCUGGAAGGGAUGUUCAACCUGGACAAAAUGCCGAGGCCCUUUUUUCUGUCGCGACUGAUCAGACUCCAAGCUUAUCUAGUAAUACAAUCACACUGUCUGGCCGUUGGGGAGAUGAAUCUAAUAACAAACCGGAAGUUGAACUUAUACUGGAUGAUCACUUGAGUUACCUUCCUAUUCCAUCUUGGUGGCCUUGUCGCGUUGUCAAGAUUCGAGAUGAUGUCGCAAUAGUGAAGUUAAAUGUAACGCCGCCAACCGAUGCAACACCCUCAGAGAUUUCACUUUGUACACAGCUUUCGAAUGUUACUGAAAUUGUAAGUCGUAAGUCCCUACGUCAGCCCAGUGAUGAUUGUCCAUGUCUGUCACCUGAUAUCAUCCAUCGACAUCGUAUUGAAAUUCCAAAAGAAUUGGCAGACUUUGCUUCUGAUCCUUCUGUCCACAAUGACUUCUUGCGCCAUUGUGGUGGUCCCGUAAGCCUAUACUACGACAAUGAGUCUUCCUGUUUGGUUGUGUUAACUACAGACCCUGUAACAGCAAAAAAUGUUGCCCUGUUAGAAGAUACUCAUUUGAGAAUGUUGCGCCAAAAAUGGGCCUUAACUCGAAGUCUUCGACAAACUAUUCGAAAUCUCGAAGUCAAUCGAGGGCCAGAUGUAUCACGACCAGGUGGAACAAAGAACUGCAGUGACUGGAACAGUGAUCCUAGUCUAUUUGUUGAGAAGUUUUAUGUUCCUCAACACCUCAUGGGUUUGGCUAUUGGUGCCCGUGGUGUAAAUAUUCGUUCUGCAAGAGAAAUACCUGAUGUAGUCCGCAUCGAGUCAUGGGAACCGUCCGAAUAUGGUGCAAGAGAUAAUGACCCUGUGGAUAAUUCUGGAGAUAAUGGUGAUGCUGCAAUGUUUAUUAUAGAAGCCAAGACUCCGGAAGCUGCAAAACAAGCUCGAGCUAAACUAGAAUAUUCCGAAUUGUAUUUAGGUGUACCACGUCGUUAUGUAGGACGUUUGAUUGGAAAGAGAACUUCGAAUAUUAUGUCGAUUAUUCGUAAAUCCGGUGUUGUUCACAUACAUUUCGAUGAUCAUAUUGAAGGUCCUGUAUCGUUAAGCGAUGAUAAUAAUAAUCAGUCGGAUAUGAUUAAGUAUUCGCAUCCAGGACGUCCAUUAGCCAGUACAAUGCGGCGAGUGUUUUUAAAGGCUGGAAGUGCUCAAACAUCUUCACAACCACAUACAGAUGAAGAAUAUGGUGGAUUUAUACUAGCUGGUACAAGAGAUUCCAUUGAAAAAGCACGUUUGUUAAUCAAUUUCCAAAUGGAUUAUUUCUAUGAUCUUGAAAAAAUGGAGAGCGAAAAGCUUGAACUAAUGCGUAGUCUAUCUCUUGGUGGAGUGGACUCCGGUGCAGGCUAUCCACCACGUGGUGCAGCAGUCGGACGUUGGGGUGAUCGUGCUGGUGCUGGCAAUUAUGGUCGUAGUAGUCGUGGACGAAGACCAGGUCGCGGUGGUCUGUUACAUCCUCCUUUUGGUGCAAAUGAUGGUCCUAAUCAUCCACAACACUAUACAGAUGAUGAAAAUAUUGGUAAUCCAAUUCCUUAUCGAGGCUCAAGACGAAUGCCUCGUGAAAACUAUGGUCAUCGUGGUUCAGGUGGUGGCGGAAGAGUUCCACGUCAAAGUGGAAGAGGUGGUGGUGGUCGACGAAUGGGUGGUGGUGGUGGUGGUUCAGCUCGUGAUCCUGAUUGGAAUAAUCAUAUCAACAGUAAUGGAGAUGUUGCUGAUCGUCGUCGAGGUUCAGGUGAUUCAGAUGUCUUAGAGUCUGACAACUUGCCGGAUGGAGUAUCUACAGAACGAGCGAACGGUGGAAGACACAACAACAAAGUAGGACGUCCUUCACCAGCUCCAAAUGGAUUUUAUUCUGAUCGUGAACGUGGGAACGACAGUGAAGAUACUCUUAAUCCGAAUAAUGAGAAUAAUUUCCCUUGUGGUGAUGCAUCUUCAGAAGAUGGUGGAGGUUGUUCAGUGGAUAAUAUGCGUUCAAAAGUGAAUAAAUAUGUACAUAGUCGUCGUAACAGUAAAUCACGUCCUCCACGUCGUUCACAUCAAACUCGUCCACAAAAUUCUGACCAAUGGGGGGAUAGUAAUUGUCAAUUCAACAAUGUCGAUUCAUCUGUUGUAGGCGGUAAUCAGAAAUCACGCAGUGGGGUCGGUGGCGGUGGUGGUGGCAGUGGCGGCAGUAAUAAUAAUAAUCAAUCGGCUAGACAACAGUCAGCGCAAGCUGUAUACGAGGAAUAAUAGGAGUUUGCUUGUUUGUUGCUGUUGCAUCCCCCCCCCUGCCCUCAUGUGUAUACACUUGUUUGUGUGUGGCAUUUGUUUGAAUUUUUUCAAGUCAUUGGAAACUAUAAAUAAAAAAAGAAACCAAUAAUAAUAAUAUCAAUCACAUGCGCUCAUAUCUUCUUCAUCUCUUAUUGUUGUUGUUGUUGUCGUUACCGUUAUUGUUAUUGUUUCUUGUGUUUCUUGUGUUACUACACCACUGUUCUGGAUGGAGGUUGGUAAAAUAGACAGACAUUGAUUGAUUGACUCGUUUAUUUGAGCUCUCUAACUAUAACACACAACACUGUUUAUGGUUUUUUCUUUGCAAAUAUUAUUAUUCAAUCUCAUCUGGUUUAUUGCUUCAUAUACAUACACAUAUAUACAUAUAUCUAUAUACAUUACACAUGUUUAUACACUUUUACUUCGGUAAACCUGUGAUUAGCGUGUAUAUUCUCUCUCUCUGUGUGUGUGUGCGUGUGUGUGUGUGUGGUUCGCAUUCGUUUUGUUCAUAUUCCAAACAAAAUAGUCAGUGCUUUAUUUUGACCAAUUCCAGUGGUGGUGAUGUUUCAUUGAGGAAUUAAUAUAAUAAAUAAAAGAGUUUUAAAAGACAAAAAAAUAGAAACAUUCACAAUUACUUCAGGUAUAUAUAUAUAUAAAUAUAAACAUAUACGUACUACCACUCUCAUGCAUCAUAAAAACACAACAGUUGUAAUUUUUUUCCCAUUUGUUUGAAAAAUAAGCAGAAAAAAAAACCGUUUGAUCUGUUGGUUUUUAUGAAUUGGAAUGGGGUAGAGAUAAUAAAUAAUUCGCUUUCGAACUCAUCCAGUACACUUAAUUUGACUGUGUUUCGGUCCCUUCAUUUCACAUUGUAUCACAACUAAUAAUUCUUUGUUCAAUCUUUAUUUUUUUUUCUGGCGCGCGCGCGCGUUAUCUAUUGUUUUUAAAUAAAUUUGUUUCUCUUGUUACUACUACUACUACAUUUUCCUCUUUGUCUCUUUUUCCAUUCUUUUCUGAUGAUAAUGUGCCUUUUUUUGUUUUUCAAGUCAUUUGAACUUUUUAGGAAUUAAAUAUAACAAAAACAUAUAAACUGAAUAAAAAAGCAUUAAAAAAGCUUUUGUUGUAUUUCACACAAUGGGCUUGUUUGUAAAUUAUCCUUGAUAUGUGUGUGUGCUUUGACAUGCUUGAGUGUGUGUGUGUAGUAGUAGUAAUGAUAGUAGUAGUGGUAAUAAGAUGAUGAUGAUGAUGACACUUUUCAACUUGUUGUCAGUCUUCCAAAUAUCUUUUGUACUGAGACCUGAGUGACCCGUUUUUCUUUUUUUUGUUGAUGUCAUGCGGUUACUACUCCUCUAUUCAUUGGUUUUUUCCUUUUUUUUAAUUCUUGGUGAUAUAUAUAUUCAUCUUGUUAGCUUGUUCCUUCUGACACACAUCUCUUGCACAAAUUUUUUGUUCUAAUAAUUAAUUAUUCGUGAAUCGAGUUGCAUUUGCGUCCUUUUAUUGUGUUCUCCUAUUUUUCAUGUUUUUUUUUUGGUGAGCAGCAAUGUAAUGCUACCCCUUGCCCCCCGGUUGAUGCAUUCGACUCUUAUUAUUAUUAUUAAUAUUAUGAUCAAUAGUAGUGUUUUUCAAUAGAUGAACAUGUUUUAAAUGAUAGUAUUUUGAUUGCCUAUCAUAAGUGUGAAUUUGUU